This is a messenger RNA of Spea bombifrons (plains spadefoot toad), 2027 nucleotides long. It is a transcript of the gene RANBP10, whose product is annotated as RAN binding protein 10. The record is from RefSeq and is a predicted model, not a curated record. Gene Ontology annotation, cellular component: cytoplasm. Lineage: Eukaryota; Metazoa; Chordata; Amphibia; Anura; Pelobatidae. The transcript is spliced from 14 exons. Gene Ontology annotation, biological process: cytoskeleton organization; cell surface receptor signaling pathway. Gene Ontology annotation, molecular function: protein binding. Bases 37 to 1851 code for a protein of 604 amino acids.
CACACUUUUGGUCAUUGACAUAAUAGUAUAUCCAAGAUGGCGGAACGGGGGUCUGAAUGCUUACAAGGAAUAGACCUGCUUCAAAAUUUUCAGGAGCAGGAUAUAAGUGAGAGAUUGAAGCGGCUUUACCCGGCUGUUAACGAAGAUGACACCCCUCUGCCUCGUUCGUGGAGUCCUAGAGACAAAUAUAAUUACAUCGGUCUGUCACAGAACAACCUCCGGGUGCAUUACAAAGGUCAUGGAAAAAACCAUAAAGAUGCAGCCUCUGUGCGAGCCACGCAUCCCAUCCCAGCUGCGUGUGGUAUCUAUUAUUUUGAGGUGAAGAUUGUUAGCAAGGGGCGUGAUGGAUACAUGGGAAUUGGACUUUCAGCCCAGGGUGUCAAUAUGAACAGAUUGCCAGGUUGGGAUAAACAUUCGUAUGGCUACCAUGGAGAUGAUGGCCAUUCGUUUUGCUCUUCUGGGACAGGACAACCCUAUGGACCCACAUUUACCACAGGGGAUGUAAUCGGCUGUUGUGUCAACCUCAUCAACAACACUUGUUUUUACACUAAGAAUGGACAUAGUCUUGGUAUUGCUUUCACAGACCUACCUUCCAACCUUUACCCUACUGUGGGUCUUCAGACUCCAGGAGAAAUUGUGGAUGCAAACUUUGGUCAGCACCCCUUUGUUUUCGACAUUGAAGACUACAUGAGAGAGUGGAGAGCUAAAAUCCAGAGCACCGUCAAACAAUACCCAAUAGGUGAUCGCCUGGGGGAAUGGCAGGCAAUGCUACAAAAUAUGGUAUCUUCCUAUCUGGUUCAUUAUGGCUAUUGUGCUACGGCUGUUGCCUUUGCUAGAGUGACUGAAACAAAAAUCGCAGAGGAACAGAGUGCCAUUAAGAACCGACAAAGAAUACAGAAGCUGGUUCUAGCAGGCAGAGUGGGUGAAGCUAUUGAAGCGACACAUCAGUUGUAUCCUGGACUCCUAGAACACAACCCUAAUCUUCUCUUCAUGUUAAAGUGUCGUCAAUUUGUAGAGAUGGUGAAUGGGUCAGACAGUGAGGUCCGGUGCUUCAAUUUGAAAAGCCCUAAGUCCCAUGGCAGUUAUCCUGACUCGCCAAAUCUCAGUCCUAGGCAGGGAGCUAAUAACCUACAUUCGCACAUCAUAGGCAGUCUGACUUGCAGCAAUGGUGUGGCCUCAAUGAAGCGCAAACAGUGUCAUAAUAAAUAUGUAUCCCUGAGCUCAUCAUCAUCUUCCUCCUCCUCAUCCUCCCCUUCAUCUGUAAACCUUUCUGAAACAAAUUCUACAGAUUCCACCAAAUCGCAGCAGCACAGUAGCUCAAGUAAUCAAGACAGCAGUGAUAGUGAUAUGGAAAUGGAGGCAGAACACUAUCCAAAUGGCGUACUUGAGAAUAUAACCAGUAGAGUAAUGAAUGGCACAUACAAGCAUGAGGAAAUCCUGCAGACUGAUGAAUCCAGCAUGGAGGAUGAAUGUGCACAAAGGCAGCUUUGUGGGGGUAACCAGGCAGCCACAGAAAGAAUGAUCCAUUUCGGACGGGAGCUACAAACUCUGAGUGAACAUUUGUGCCACCAGUAUGGCAAGAACGCCUCACACAAGAAGAUGCUACAGGAUGCUUUUAGUUUGUUGGCCUAUUCAGAUCCUUGGAGCUGUCCUGUUGGCCAGCAGUUGGACCCCAUACAAAGAGAGCCUGUUUGUGCAGCAUUAAAUAGUGCAAUAUUAGAAUCCCAGAACCUACCAAAGCAGCCUCCUCUAAUGCUGGCACUUGGCCAAGCCUCUGAAUGUUUGAGACUCAUGGCACGCAUAGGUUUGGGCUCCUGUUCCUUUGCCAGAGUGGAUGAUUAUUUGCACUAACUACAAUUAGAAUAUAUUUUUUUCUUCUUCUACUGGUCACCUUGUUUUCUUUUCAACUACCAAAUUGUAUACAUGAGAUAUGUCAUAACACCAUAAUCUAAGCAUCCAAUAUUAUAUAAUUGUGUCACCAGAGAGUAUGCUGUGCAAAUUAUUAAUAAUUUCAUGUCACAUCUCUG